Spea bombifrons (plains spadefoot toad) is the source of this 1720-nucleotide messenger RNA. RefSeq names its product RNA binding protein, mRNA processing factor 2 (gene RBPMS2). The transcript is spliced from 8 exons. Gene Ontology annotation, molecular function: mRNA binding; protein homodimerization activity. Gene Ontology annotation, biological process: negative regulation of smooth muscle cell differentiation. The record is from RefSeq and is a predicted model, not a curated record. NCBI's taxonomy places the organism in Eukaryota, Metazoa, Chordata, Amphibia, Anura, Pelobatidae. Bases 292 to 885 code for a protein of 197 amino acids.
CACUUGUGGAAGGGGUGGUAUAAAGAGUCCUCAUCCGGACCCCAGUCUCCUGCACUCUCCCACCUUAACACUCACUUGUGCACUUCUCUCCCACUUGCGUACGUUUCUCCGGCACCCGCACUCCGCACUCACACAACCACCUGAAGUGUAACGGAUUCGGCCGCAGGAACCCAACACAAGCUGCAUCCAUCGCACGCCUUGCAGCUAAAAGGUGCACAUUUACUGCAUUAAGGAACCCAGAAAUCAGCCAUCGUGGACUCAGCAGAGGAAUCAGCUGUUGGUUUAUACGCCAUGAGUACCAUGAAAGCAGAGACGGAGCACAAUAAUAACAUAGAAGAAGAGGUGCGGACACUCUUUGUCAGUGGACUCCCAAUUGAUAUCAAACCCAGAGAACUUUACUUGCUUUUCCGACCAUUCAAGGGUUAUGAAGGAUCACUGAUCAAGCUAACAUCAAAGCAGCCUGUUGGCUUUGUCACAUUUGAUAACAGGGCAGGUGCUGAAGCUGCAAAGAAUGCAUUAAAUGGUAUUCGAUUUGACCCAGAGAACCCACAGACUUUACGGUUAGAGUUCGCAAAGGCCAAUACAAAAAUGGCAAAGAACAAGCUAAUGGCUACACCAAACCCCACCAACCUCCACCCUGCACUUGGAGCACACUUCAUUGCACGAGAUCCAUAUGACUUAACCGGUGCUACACUAAUCCCUGCAUCACCCGAGGCCUGGGCUCCUUACCCACUAUACACCACAGAGCUGACGCCAGCAAUCCCCCAUGCUGCUUUUACGUACCCGGCAGCGGCGGCAGCAGCUGCUGCUCUUCAUGCACAGAUGCGCUGGUAUCCUCCCUCUGAAGCCGCUCAACAAGGAUGGAAGUCGCGUCAGUUCUGCUAAACCUCUCCAUUGUGUACCAGACAUGAAGCAGUUGAGUGAAUAUCUGAACCUUUUCCAGAUGCCUCCAAAUGUUUGGUAUACAUGUCCAGCAUGGAGCCUUCACAGCAUAACCCUCAGAUUCAAAUGAAUUCUACAGACCUCGUUCUGCUCCAUCUACAGCAGAGGCCAAUUCAAGUGACUUCAAACAUUGGGAUAGUGAAGGCAUGGCCAUUACUGUGCAAGACUCCUAAUGUCUAGAACGAAGGAUUUUCUUCCUUUGCAUGUUGCUCUUCUGGCAUGAAAUAACAAUUGUGUGUAUUUGUUAAAAUUAUUGCUUGUGUAACAAUUGCUGCAAGUCUCCCUAGAUCCAUUGGAUUAUUUCUUCAUGCUUCUGCGAAGGCUUGGUUUAUUGCUCCCCGUCAAUCAGAAAAAAAAUGCACUGUUAAGUCAAUCUUUACAACACCAGUUUCUUUCGUCUUCAUUGGAGAGUAUAUUCUUGCCAAGUACAAUGCAACCUUAUGGGGAAAACAGAGCAAAAGUACCAGUAUUUUUGUAACUUGUUUAAUAAGGAAAUAUUUAUGCAUCUAAGUGUUUUUUUGUGUGGUAUUAAUUAUUAAAAGAAAAUAUUAAUCUGUCGUAAGUUAAUGUUCAGUUAAAGAGCGUGGAGAAUCUGUAUGGUUUGUCUACAGUACUUGAUGAACAAUUGUGCAAUUUGUUUUUGUUGCAGUCUACUGCUUGACAUUGAUAUUUCAGUAUUAUGAAAGGCAUCCUGCUUGUAUGAGAAUGUGUUUCUCUACUGAUGAUCCUAUGAAAAUGUGAUACUGGAUUAAAAAUAUAUAAAAUAUUUAAACUCAUA